This is a messenger RNA of Daucus carota subsp. sativus, 634 nucleotides long. RefSeq lists its product as uncharacterized. Lineage: Eukaryota; Viridiplantae; Streptophyta; Magnoliopsida; Apiales; Apiaceae. The coding region runs from base 17 to 634 and encodes 205 amino acids. The record is from RefSeq and is a predicted model, not a curated record. The transcript is spliced from 5 exons.
GCAUCAUUUAUCACAAAUGGAAAAGCUGAAGAAAGAAUUUGGUGAAACACUUGACAAGGGGAAACAGCUGUUCCCAGAAAGUGAUAAAAUGAAAGAAUAUGAACAGAGGUUUGAAGAGAUGACAACAGGAAGGAAUGAGCCAAGCUAUGCUGCAUAUGGACUCAACAAUCAUCUGAAAAGGGUACUCAAACCAACUGAUCAUCAGAAGUCUCCAUUCAAAAUCCAAGGGAUUGAUCUCAACACACAAAGGUUCAGCAAAGAUGAAGAAGAAGUAUGGAGCUGGAUUAAUGGAAGAAAGAACCGAGCAAUGAUUGAGAUAUUCCUCUGGAACAACGUUACUUGCUUGAAGCAUCACAUUCAAAGCCUACAAAUUGGAAAAGAAGUGUUGUUCCAUGUUGUUGAUGCUUAUACAAGCAUACUAAACGAAGAUGAAAAAUUCAGAGCAGCAGAGUCUCCUUAUAGGUUUUUCUGCAGUACAAUGGUGACAAUGGGAAAUGUGGUUAAAGGAAGCCAAUUGGUAGCAAACAGUACUGAUCCAAAUAUAACAUACAUGAAGUUCAAAUCCAACAUGGAUGCAAUUUUGUUCAAGCACAGAGUUGAUAUUAAUCAUGUUGAUCUGGAAGAUUUGUGUUGA